This is a messenger RNA of Lontra canadensis (Northern American river otter), 1310 nucleotides long. RefSeq names its product PIH1 domain containing 2 (gene PIH1D2). NCBI's taxonomy places the organism in Eukaryota, Metazoa, Chordata, Mammalia, Carnivora, Mustelidae. Bases 45 to 998 code for a protein of 317 amino acids. Gene Ontology annotation, biological process: rRNA processing; box C/D snoRNP assembly. The record is from RefSeq and is a predicted model, not a curated record. The transcript has 7 exons. Gene Ontology annotation, cellular component: ribonucleoprotein complex; R2TP complex; cytoplasm.
AAGAGAAUGGGUCACCAGACUCAAGAGGCCUAUUUACCUUAAUCAUGGAGUCUUCCUCAAAGGGCCUGCUCACCCAAGUUACUCAGUUCUGGAACCUCCUAGACGAUCUGGCUGAAAGUAAUCCUGAGAGCUACGAGAAGUUCAUUGAACAGCAGCUGAAAGAAGGGAAGCAGCUCUGUGCCACGCCAGAACCACAGCUCUGUCUACAAACCAGGAUCCUAAAACCCAAGGAAAAAGUACUUUUUAUUAACCUGUGUCAGUGGAAAAGGAUCCCAGCUCCCCAGUCAGCCACUCAUCCAGUACCUCUAAGGGUUGGAACACCAGAAGAUAUGUCUGAGACAUCAGAUGUUUAUACAGUCAUCGAUGUUGCCUACAGUCCUGAUGUUCUCCAGGCAGCAGAAAAGGACCAAGUAAAAAAAGAUCAAUUAAUACGGAUGGCCAUGAAAUGCAUUGAGGAACAAUUCCAGUUCACUCUCUCACACUCUUACAGUAUUGCUAAAUUUAGAAUAAAAGGAAGCAUUCAAAGGAUGAAACAAAAUCUGAUGGGAAUACAAGCUGACCCCACAGAUUUAAGAGAGAAAAUGAGAAAGGAACUAAGCCUUGAACAGAUUAGUGCUGUGAGCAAUCCAGAUCACUUUCAGCUUUUAUUGCCAAAAGAAGUUGCAAGCAAAGCAAGGUGUCUGAUUGAGGAGAUUUCCAGCUCAGAGACCCAGGUAGAGAUGAAGGAACCAGCCUAUGAAUUAAAAACUGUGGCUGACCAGAAUGAUAAACCUCUGGAAAUUGAAAUAAAAGUUGAAUUACCUGGUAUGGAUUCCGUCGCUCUCUGUGAUCUUCGUGUUUCUGAGGAUGAUUUAUUGAUCGAGGUCUCUGAGAAGUACAGAUUACAUCUGAAUCUUCCAGAAUUUGUGGAUACUGAAAUGACUACAGCCAAAUUUAUCAAAGAGAAAGCUACAUUAAUCAUCACAAUGCCAUUGGUCAAAUUUUUGCAUCAGGAAUAAGUCUCAAACUGUGUGAAUUUUCUAAUACCAAGAAGAACUGAAGCAGUGAAAGUUUCCUCCAGCUAUGAAUUUAUAGGGCCAAUGUAGUAGUAUGCAAACCUAUGCUUCUAUGAACCUCUGUACUACUACAACAGUUCUGAUGGGAGGAGUCCAAGUUACCCAGAUCUUUUAAUAUCAAAGAAGAGACUUGUCUGUGGACUGGAUACCACGAUGCAGUUAACAAUAACAGGAUGUUAUUGUACAGAAGAUGUAAAAUACAUCUAGCCCUAAGAAAAAGGAUGUGACUUUGGGACAAGUGCCUUUCUCCUAUGA